Molecule: messenger RNA, 7157 nt
Organism: Acanthopagrus latus (yellowfin seabream)
Lineage: Eukaryota; Metazoa; Chordata; Actinopteri; Spariformes; Sparidae
Gene: frmd4a
Product: FERM domain containing 4A
Exons: 25
Coding region: 784-3924 (1046 amino acids)
Biological process (GO): establishment of epithelial cell polarity
Cellular component (GO): bicellular tight junction; cytoskeleton; adherens junction
Source: RefSeq, a predicted model, not a curated record
UCGGAUGACAGCGAGAAACAGAGCUGGCAAGUGGAGGCGAGCCUGGAAUACGUUCGACCGUUCGCCGUCUCUUCCGGUCGCCCCCCCCCCUUUUUUAUUGGCGUGCUGACCGUUGGUACGGUCUCGUGCGACCAGCAGCACGUUCACUCACCGUUUGUGCACGGUGCCGGUAGCGAUAGAGGGGAGGCGGAGGGAGGCGGAGUAGUGGUGGUGGUUGGUCGACCGGGACUAGCAGCACCGUGAGAAGCUCUCCUCUGCUUUUUUUUUCGGAAGGGAGGGAGGUGAAGCCAGCCAGCCUCGGGAAAAAAAUAACGCUCCGUUAAUUAGCGCCGAGUUAUCUUUGUAGCUUGAAUGGCGUAGAUAUGAGAUGUGGCGGCUCUGUGGCGUUCAGAGGACACUGGGAAAACACAGAGAGCUGCGUCGCCUGUAAUUAACGUUAAACUAAUGGUCAGUAACAUGGAUGCUGAUGUGCCUCCUCCCCUAGGCCGGCCGGGAAAAUGGGUGUUUUUUGACGAUUUUCUGGCUGUAACACGGCUCGUUUCCUUCUGGGAUUAAUUUUUUUUAUUAUUUGUUUUUUUUUUUCCUCCUCUUGGUGCCGGUUUUUUGUGUGUGUGGGAGCAUCGCAGCGAGCGUCUGUUUCGCAAGCACUAUUCAGCAAACCUUGUAUCAACAACACAGACAAACACUCGAGUGAACAUUGUCAGCAGGCAGCUUCCCUCAUUGUGGUCACUGUAGUCCACCGAUGGAUAAUGGAUUUCCUGCUCAAGGAGGAAUGCUAGAAAUAUGACAGAGGGGAGGCGAUGUCAGGUCCAUCUCCUGGAUGACAGGAAGCUGGAGCUCCUUGUACAGCCCAAACUGAUGGCUAAGGACUUGUUGGACCUCGUGGCCUCUCACUUCAACCUCAAGGAGAAGGAGUACUUCGGGAUUGCAUACACAGACGAAACGGGCCAUUUUAGCUGGCUGCAGCUGGACCGCAGGGUACUAGAACAUGAGUUCCCCAAGAAGUCUGGUCCCAUUGUCCUCUACUUCUGUGUCAGGUUCUACAUAGAAAGUAUAUCCUACCUGAAGGAUAAUGCCACUAUCGAGCUGUUUUUCCUCAAUGCCAAGUCCAUCAUCUACAAGGAGCUUAUUGAAGUGGACAGUGACAUUGUCUUUGAACUGGCUUCCUAUAUUCUACAAGAGGCUAAAGGUGAUUUCACUAGUAAUGAUGCAACCAGGUCUGACCUAAAAAAGCUGCCUGCCCUGCCCACCCAGGCCCUAAAGGAGCACCCUUCUCUGGCCUACUGUGAAGACCGAGUCGUAGAGCAUUACAAAAAGCUCAAUGGGCAGUCCAGAGGGCAAGCUAUUGUAAAUUAUAUGAGCAUUGUAGAGUCCCUGCCCACAUAUGGAGUACAUUACUACGCUGUAAAGGACAAGCAGGGGAUCCCAUGGUGGUUGGGUCUGAGCUAUAAAGGCAUCUUUCAGUAUGACCACCAGGACAAAGUCAAACCCAGGAAGGUGUUCCAAUGGCGUCAGUUGGAGAAUCUCUACUUCAGAGAGAAGAAGUUUUCAGUAGAAGUUCAUGACCCCAGGAGUAGGGCGUCGGUGACACGAAGGACGUUUGGUCACAGUGGCAUCGCUGUGCAUACGUGGUACGCCUGUCCUGCCCUUAUCAAGUCCAUCUGGGCCAUGGCCAUCAGCCAACACCAGUUCUACCUGGACCGCAAGCAGAGCAAGUCUAAGAUCCAUGCAGCACGGAGUCUGAGUGAGAUCGCUAUAGACCUUACUGAAACAGGAACCCUAAAAACCUCCAAACUGGCCAACAUGGGCAGCAAGGGCAAAAUUAUAAGCGGCAGCAGUGGCAGUCUGCUCUCCUCAGGCUCUCAGGAAUCGGACAGCUCCCAGACAGCAAAGAAGGACAUGCUGGCAGCAUUGAGGGCCCGGCAGGAUGCACUGGAGGAAACACUAAGACAGAGGCUAGAGGAACUCAAGAGCAUCUGCAUCAGAGAGGCGGAGCUGACAGGAAAGCUUCCAAAGGAAUAUCCUCUGGAUCCGGGAGAAGAGCCACCCACAGUGAGGCGGAAGAUCGGGACUGCCUUCAAACUUGAUGAGCAGAAAAUUCUUCCUAAGGGAGAGGAAGAGGAACUGGAGCGUUUGGAGCGGGAGUUUGCUAUUCAGUCCCAGAUUACAGAGGCAGCCAGGCGUCUUGCCAGCGAUCCUCAUGUGAGCAGUAAGAAGCUGAAGAAACAGAGGAAGACUUCUUAUCUGAACGCACUGAAGAAGCUCCAGGAAAUUGAGAACUCUAUCAAUGAGUACCGGGUCCGCUCUGGCAAGAAGCCCACACAGAGAGCAUCACUUAUCAUAGAAGAGGCCAAUAUUGGUUCUGAAGACAGUUCAUUGUCUGACGCACUGGUCUUAGAUGACGAUGAUCCUCAAGUCACAGGUACCCCCACCUUCUCUCCAGUAGCAUCGCCGCACAAAGGCCUCCCUCCUCGACCACCAUCUCACAGUCGGCCCCCUCCACCUCAGUCGCUGGAUGGGCUUCGACACUUGCACUACACGCGUUCUGACUACGAUAAAUCACCCAUCAAACCCAAGAUGUGGACUGAAUCGUCACUGGAUGAGCCUUAUGAAAAAGUCAAGAAACGCUCUUCUCACUCCAGUCACAGGCGUUUCCCAAGCUCCGGCAGUGCAGAAGCAGGAGGUAGUAACUCUCUGCAGAGCAGCCCCAUCAGGAGCCUCCCUCACUGGAAUUCACAGUCCAGCAUGCCGUCGACCCCGGACCUGAGGACCAGGACCCCACACUAUGUACAUUCCACUAGGUCAGUGGACAUCAGUCCCACACGUCUGCACAGUCUCGCUCAGCACUUUAGGAACCGCAGCUCAAGCCUUGAGUCCCAGGGCAAACUGUUGGCAUCCGACCCUGACGCACACCCGCACACCCUGGGCACACUGGGCAGCCCGGACUUCUUCCUGGGCCCAGGACGCAGCUCCAAUGGCUCUGACCCAUUGGACGACUGCUCUUCAUGCACCAGCCAGAGCAGCUCGGAGCAUUACUACCCCUCUGGUGGACCCCCCGGCAGCAACCCCAAUUAUUCUACUCUGGGAGAGGACUCACCCUCCAAAGCCAGGCAGAGGCAGAGGCAAAGGCACAGGUCUGCAGGUCACCUGGGUUCUUCUAACUCUGGCUCCAUGCCAAACCUGGCAGCUAAGAAUGGCUCCAUUGGAGGUUCAGGUGGAGGUGGAAUGGGAGGGGGACACCAUGGAGUCUACCUCCACAGCCAGAGCCAGCCCUCCUCUCAGUACCGCAUCAAGGAGUACCCUCUUUACGUUGAAGGCAGCCCCAACCCCGUUGUGGUGCGCAGCCUGGAGAGUGACCAGGAGGGUCACUACAGCGUGAAGGCCCAGUUCAAGACCUCCAGCUCCUACACGGCCGGUGGACUGUACAAAGAGGCCUGGGGGGGAGAGGAGGGUGGAGAGGGGAGCGGUCGACUCACGCCAUCACGCUCUCAAAUCGUACGGACUCCGUCAUUGGGGCGAGAGGGUGGUGGAGGCGGAGGAGGGGGGAGGGCAGCAGUGUCUGAAGAGCUGAGGUGCUGGUACCAGAGGUCCUCAGGGAGCCUGAAAGAGAGGAGUCACUCGCAUUCGGGGUCGACUUCCUCCGAGACAGGGUCACAGCAAGGCACCCUGGGACAUGGUCGAGGGAGUAGAGUAGGAACACUUGCCAAGGGCUCACCAGCUGCAUCCCCUCACAGCCAGAGGAGUAUGACGCCCUCCAGCGAACACGCAGCCACACCCACACCCCCCUGUAGCCCACAGCACAUCCUCAACUGGCAGAGCGGGUCUUUCAGUGACAGCUGUUUUCUCAGCAGCCCCCUGUGUUCAGAGCUGGCAGAUGUGCAGUGGUACGGACAUGACAAGGCCAAACCUGGAACCCUGGUCUGAGACCUUCCUGUAGGGCCCAGAAAAGUCUCAUCGCCCUCUCCUACUGCCUCUCCACUGUCCCUCACUACUACCCAUCGACAACCAACAACCUCAUCCUCAAUGCCCUACAAAACCCCUGCUCUGACUGGACGGCGGACUGGACCAGAGCGUCCCUCCUCCCUAAAUCCUGCCCUCCAUCCAUCUCAGCACCUCUUUAUUAUACCCAUCCAUCACAGCUCAGCUGGACAGGGACACACUCGCUGGGCUCCGAUAAAAGCUGAUUUCACAGGACAGACUGAGAAGUGCCACCUCAGCUGUUGAACUGUUGCCCUGCAGCACCCUUUCUUUACUCACCCUCAGCACACAAGCAAUGGGGCAAUGUGGGGGGGAGGCGUGGGGGGAGGAGAGCACAGAAAAAAUAUCAAACAUACAACUUCAACUCAACGGAACGAACAUCAACCAUUCCAGGAUCUGUUUCAUAUCUCAUCUUUGGUCCUUACCAACUCCAAUGCACUGCCACCUAAUCAGAGGAUACCUGCUGGAUUUGAGCCACCAGUUAAAAAAAACAAUUUCCAGGCCCAGAUGAACUGUGUUGGAUUUCAUUAUCCCCAUUAAUGUUUGUCUUAUUUUUGUUUUUCUCUCCCUGCAUAUUUAAAAAAGAAGAUGACACAGACUUAACACGGGAAAAAAAUCGGAUUUAACAAACGUUUAGAUGACAAAUUCAACUCCUCUCAGUUUAACCCACAACCAAAGACAACAACUGGAUUGACUGGUCACACCAGGGUCCCUGGGCUGGUGCCCCUGCAGAGAAGUAACUGCGACUGUAGAGAGUGAAUUCACAGUGACAAUAUCAGGACGGUUCACGGGACUCCAUCUGGGAUAUUGACGAGGACUAAUAGCAAUAACAAACAUUGUACAAGUAUAUAAACUGGUUUGAACCUUCGGAGUGAAUUGAAGCAGGCGUUUCGCCAUGUUCCCUGACUUGUGGUGCUUGGAGUAAAGGAUUAUUAGUGCAUCAUAGGGAGAAUUUGGAGUUGUGGUUAUUGGGUUUGGCAUUGGUCUGGGCUUAUUUCAGUGACUUCAUCGUUCAUGUUUAUUUAAGGUCCUGACGAGAUUUCUCUGUCCGCAGUAGUUUGUUUGGCCACAUGGCGCAUUGUGAUUCCACUUUGUUACAUGUUUCAUUUUCACCCCUGAAAGUUAAAGAUGAUUGGCUGUCGACAUCUGUUGACGUUACUUAUGUUUGAUAUUGAGGCCGUUCAGUGAAUCGUGUUUUUUGUCACUAGUGUCUCUACUCCUCUACUGGCCUUGGCUCUAUUCUGGUUCUGUCAGUCCCUGUAGUAGCACUGUGUUCUUUCAUCUUUCAGUCCAUCUCUUCAUCAUGACAGGAGCAUCCUGUUUGAACACAGACACUAGUUAUAACACACACACUGACAGUCACAACACCGUAUAUUAUGAGCACGCAUGAGUGCAAGAUUAUUGGUGCCAAACAUGUUGGUGCUUUACAAGUUUUUUUACUGUAAUUGAGCACUGAAACAAGCUACAACCCGCUUCAAGACUUUAGCCAUUGUAUUAAACAACAGCUAGGCAGAGCAGCCAGAAAACAUUCACCAGACUUCUCUCAUAUCUGGCAUCGAGCGUAGACGGAAUUAUUAAAACGUACAGUGAAAAGCACAACAGUGUCUAUGAGGGCUGGACCUACAGUUAAUAUGUUCUCAUUUUCCACUGUCAAUAUUUUACCAAUGAGUUCUAUCAAAGUGCAUAAGACGGGAAUGGAGAAGCUAGAACCACAGAUUAGGAGAUAAAGAUAGGCUCUUUCUUAUUUGUGUAUGGACAAUUUCAGGAUGACAAUAAUUAAUACCCCGCUGUCAAGGCAGAAGAGAAGCCAUAGUCAGAACUGAAACAAAACAAUUCAAAUGAGGAGAAAUAUUUUCUCACACGUCCCAAUCAACAGAUCAGACAUUCAGAACAGGGUUAGAAAAGCACACCUGGUUUUGUACGGAGGAAGUAGAACUUUGCAUGUUUUAGCUGUCCCUGAAUCAUGAAACAGAGUUUAUGUUGAGAAUCAUUUUGCACAAAAGGAUUUAGGAAAAAGUGGGAUUUUUUUCAGUCUUUCAGCUCCACUAUGUUAAACAAAGGGUGUAACAAUCUGGAAUGGAACAAAUCUUAACCUGUCAUGCCUCACUGUGUUGUGUUUCCUUUAUGCAAUAUAUGCAAAUCUGAAGGUUUAGCCCGAUCCCUGCAUGGAGAGUUGUCCAUCAAUACCUGGUCACAUCUGACCAGUCUUUUACCCAGGACUGGAACCAGGAUCCGCUCCCUGGUUACCAUCUCAUAGAAACUUAACACUUCUGUACUUCUAUUAGAGUCCAAGUUUGACCCUGCUCUGCUCACUCAAAGUCUUUCGUGUGCUAAAGACACGAUCCCAUGCAUGCCCUGCAAAUCCACCGAUGAAUAAAUACCCCAAAGACAUCCAGCAUCCGACUUCUAUAUCAUGUCUUGCUCCGUAGUGUGUCCUCGACCCCCAGAAAAAAGUCCCGCUUUGACCUUGUGGUAAUCUCUGAGCCCGAUGUGAAGAAGUGUGACGUCCCCUUCCCCUCUGUAACUCCAAACAUACCAUAUUCUCUGUGCUCCAUAGAAAACGUAUGAGGUUUUUUGUAAUACUUCAAGAGAAGUGAACUAACUCUUUUAUCAGUCUAUACCUGUAUGUACGGAGGGGCACUGUAAGGUUUUGUGGGGUUUUUAACAUUCACAUUCAUUGUUUUAACAAUGUUCCAUUUUAUAUGAACCAGUAUUGUUUUUUGUUUUGUUUUUUUUAGUUCUGACAUUGUAACAACCCUUUCAGGUGCUACAAAAUGACCAGUUACUGCUUUGUCACGUAGGAUCUAGACAUCUCUUCAUUGUUAUCAAUAGAUUCAAUACCAGAUGUGCAAAAUGAAGCUUAUUUUAACAGACAGUUUAAUAGUAGAAACACUUCCCCUACCAGACAAUAGAGCAUGUAACUUGAUUUUAUCAGUUCUGUUCAACUGUAACAAUACAUUAAAAGGUGUUGUAGAAAAAAAAUGUGGAAUUGCUGAAAAAAAAAACAAAAAAAAAAACUGAAUUCCACAGUUAAUUUAUUCUUUUUUCUAUUAAAAAUUUGUAUAGUAACUUUACAUUUUUCAAAACUGUGUUGUUGGAAAUUGAUGAUGAAUUUUCAAGAUGAGAAGCCGUGGUGGUUCUUCAGAAAGAAAAAUAAAUUAUUGAUGAAUGUUCUCAAG